This is a messenger RNA of Phytophthora sojae, 1131 nucleotides long. RefSeq lists its product as hypothetical. NCBI's taxonomy places the organism in Eukaryota, Oomycota, Peronosporomycetes, Peronosporales, Peronosporaceae. The record is from RefSeq and is a predicted model, not a curated record. The coding region runs from base 1 to 1131 and encodes 376 amino acids. Gene Ontology annotation, molecular function: 2-oxoglutarate-dependent dioxygenase activity. The transcript is spliced from 3 exons.
AUGGCGAGCUCCUCCUCUACGUCGGAGCUGCAGGCGGCGCUGCGGCGGCUGCAGAGCGACACGCAGGACUUCUGGGCCCCUUUGCACUCGAUCCGCCGCGUGGACGCGUCGACGCUCAGCGCCGUGCAGUUCCACCGCGAGUUCGUGAGUCGCAAUGUGCCGGUCGUGCUGCUCAACUCCAUGACGAGUCCGCAGUGGCAGCGAGCCAUGGCCAAUUGGCAGAGCGACGACCACCUGGUGGCCAAGGCGGGCAGCCACCCGGUGACUGUGGACGUGACCCCCUUCGGCUUCGGAGACGCCGUGCUGGAGCUGCCGGGCCACCACGAGGAGCUCUUCGUCAUGCCCGAGGAGAGGGACAUGCCGCUGCACGAGUUCCUCCAGAUACUCAAAGACCGCGACGGGUUCGACGGCGUACCCUACCUGUCGCACCAGAACGACAGUUUGAGAGAGCAGUUCCCGGGACUGUUUGACGAGGUGCCGCCGGCUAUGGAGUUGGCUGUGGAAGCGUUCGGGAACGAGCCGGAGGCUGUGAAUAUCUGGAUCGGCGACGAGAGAGCGGUGUCCACGAUGCACAAGGACCACUACGAGAACAUGUACUGCGUGGUGAAGGGCCAGAAACACUUCACUUUGUUGCCGCCCUCUGCGGUCGGUUGUCUCUAUGAGCGCGAGUUUCCGUCGACGAGGUAUCGCCACUCGGCGUCUCCGAAGCCUGAGGACGAGGACCAUCUCGUGAAGGAUCUGGUGGCUACGGAGCGCUUCCACGACAAGUUUCCACAGCACGUGGCCUGGGAAAUUCUGUCGUCACCGGACAAAGGCGACACGCCGUGGAUUCCUGUCGACCCACUGAACAUCGACACGAAGCGGUAUCCGCUGGCGGCCGCGUUGAGUCCGAUCGAGGUGGUGGUGAAUGCCGGCGAGGUUCUGUACCUGCCUUCGUUGUGGUAUCACCGCGCUGCGCACCUUUGCCCGACGAUCUCGGUCAACUACUGGCACGACAUGGAGUUUGACUGCCGCUACGUGUAUUUCAACUUCGUGCACGACGUUGGAGCUGUAGUCAGGACUCUGGAAGACGAGCAUGGUCGUGAGAAAGCGAACGAUACGAAAGUAGAAGAGGAAGAAAUCUCUUCAUAG